CUUGUGUGCUUCUAUUAGCACCUUCACCGAGGAAAUUUUGUAUAAUUAAGAAUUACAAGAAUGCACUUGACUAUAAAUACCAACAAUUGUUGUAUAAAAGCGUCAAAACCUUGAAAAAAUAUUCAGUAGUCAAGAUGAAGGUAUUUUGCAUUUUUCUGAGUGUUUUGUUAUUAGCUUCUGCAUAUAAGCUUAAAGGAUCUGCAGAUCCACCGGAAUUUCACCAUGUUCAAGCUCGUAUGGCAUUACGCCCUGGCUGUUACUAUAGAUUGAUUUGUGACCAUCCACCACCCGAAUUUCACCCUCACGUUAUACCACCUUUAGAUGGAGCACGUAGUAAACCAAGACUGACAAGAGAUACUGAACUAGGAAUAGCUAGAUUCAAAAGAAUACCACCACCUAGCCCCUAUCCUUGGUGCUACCACAUUGUAGAAUGUAACGACGAACUAAAGCAGAAGAUAGAUGAAAUACCGAAAGACACAAAUGCAGAAAAUCAUUCGCAUUCACAAGAUGAACAAGCCAAAAAGAUAGAUUUGGAAAAAAAUUCACAAACAAGUGAAAAACCUGAAAAUAAGAACAGCAAAAGACAAACAGAAGAGGAACUAGAAGGAUCAAGGGCCACAGCUGUGGCUGAAGCACAAUCUGAUGGUGGAUAUGCAAAAGCCUAUGCAUCCGCGUCCGCUAGAGCUAUAUCUCAUCAAAAUAAAUAUUGUUAUUAUUGUAAAAUCAUUGAUAAAUCUAAUUAAAUGUUUCAAAAACU
Messenger RNA from Diabrotica virgifera virgifera (western corn rootworm), 757 nucleotides. RefSeq lists its product as uncharacterized. NCBI's taxonomy places the organism in Eukaryota, Metazoa, Arthropoda, Insecta, Coleoptera, Chrysomelidae. Bases 135 to 743 code for a protein of 202 amino acids. The record is from RefSeq and is a predicted model, not a curated record. The transcript has 3 exons.